AUGCUGGCUGUAAGAAAUAGGACGAAGCUGAUAGUCGGCAUCGACUACGGUACAACGUAUUCAGGUCUUAGUUUUGCGCUCUCCAAUGCCGCAGACUUCAAAGACAUUCAUCCAUGGACAAAAUACCCCGGCUCGUCAACUCACAUCGCAGAACACUGCCACAAAGCUCCAUCAUGGGUUGCCUUCAAAGAUGAGAAUCCCGAUCUCGACGAGAACGCAUGGGGCUAUCAAAUCGAACCUGGUAUGAAGACUUACGCAUGGACAAAGCUCCUCCUCGACGAUCAAGCACUCGCGACAGAGUAUGAUGAUCCUGAUCUUAACAAGGCCGCUGGAAAUGGCCUUAUGAGAUUACCAGCUGGCAGAACUGCCAAAGACGUGGUUACCGAGUACCUGAAGGGUAUGCAUUCUAUGUAUAAGAAAGCUGUCAUUGAGAAGAUUGGGGAGGAUAUCCUUGAAGAGAUGCCAGUUGACUUUUGGUUGACUGUUCCAGCGACUUGGACGGAGAGAGCGAAGCUUAUAACUAGAGCCGCAGCUUUGGACGCUGGAUUUGCGUCGAGACCUAUUGAUCGUUUGAGCUUGAUCACAGAACCUGACGCGGCUGCGCAUAUGGCUUUGAAGUCCAGCAUUCAUCACGUCGAAGAUCUUAUCGACGUUGGCACGGGCGUGAUGGUUUGUGAUCUUGGUGGUGGUACUGUCAUAGUCAGAAAGUCACCUUCUCUAAAGCUGAGGGAGAUUGCCAUCGGAGCAGGUAAAAUGUCCUUAUCCGCAAAUGGAACGAUCAUACUCACACUCCCAGGUGGUAAAUGCGGCGGGACAUUCGUAGACCGCAAUCUCUACAAGCUCCUCGCAAAGCGUUUCGGAACUACAUUCACCAGCCUGGGUCCACAGCACGUAGGUCCCGGCAGUCAAUUCAUGGACCAAUUUGAGAUGCGCAAAAGAGAUUUCAGUCUCGAUACACCGAGCAAGAAGUCUUAUAAGCUAACUCUGCCUAUGCGAAGCCUGGUAGUCACUCCAGACAUGCAAAAGUACUACGACCCUGACUUUAACUGGGUGCUUCUGAGCAAAGAUGAUAUGAAGAGCCUUUUUGACCCUGUGAUUGACGUCAUUCUCAAGCUUGUAAAGGAUCAGGUUGAUCAAGUCAAGAGAGAUAAAGAGCCAAUAAUCAAGACGAUGUGUCUGGUUGGUGGGUUUGGCUCGUCGCCUUACGUCAAGGAGAGGUUACUUGAAUGGUGCUCUGAGCAAGACAUACGACUCACAACACCAUGGACAGGCGCUUGGGCAGCUGUUGUCUGCGGUGCUGUGUUGCGAGGUGUCGAAGGUUCUAUGGUCAGACAAAAGAAAUGUCGUCGACACUAUGGACAUAGCAUCUCUCGAACAUAUGAUCCAGCAGUUCAUUUCAACUUUGAUGAGAACAAGCGAAGGCUGUGGAACGAUCCUUGGACCAAGGAACAAAACCUAUCUGGCUUCAUGGAUUGGGAGAUUGCAAAGGGCGCUCUCCUCGACGACGACACUGAGAUCAGCACAAGUUUCUACUCCCACUUCUCGGAAUACUUUGAUGGAAAGCAUACACAUGAUCUUUACUCAUGCAGCUUGGAUGAGGCACCCGAGACUAUCGAGAACGAACGUAUCGAGAAAGUUGGCGAGGUUCUGUACACCAUCGAUGACAUUGGCAUUGACAAGACCAAGAUCAAGUCCAUCCAAGACGCCAAUGGAAUUCACUGGUAUCAGCUACUACUCACCUUGACGAUUCGUCUCAGUGACGACGACGUUGGUGUACUGGUAUGUCGGAUCUUCUGUCGCGGGAAGGAAGUUGGAAAGGCUGAGAUAGGGUACUCUUUUACGUGA
Messenger RNA from Fusarium fujikuroi IMI 58289, 1845 nucleotides. Its product is annotated as related to hsp70 protein. Gene Ontology annotation, molecular function: ATP-dependent protein folding chaperone; ATP binding. The record is from RefSeq and is a predicted model, not a curated record. The transcript has 7 exons. Lineage: Eukaryota; Fungi; Ascomycota; Sordariomycetes; Hypocreales; Nectriaceae. The coding region runs from base 1 to 1845 and encodes 614 amino acids.